AUGAAGUAUGCAUAUUUAGGCUUACAUGAUACAUUCCCUAUCAUUAUCUUUUCUACCUUAACAAUUGAUCAUGAAGAGAGAUUAGUAAAUAUAUUAAGGUAACACUAGACAACCAUCGGUUGGUCUCUUUCAGACAUGCAAGGGAUUAGUCAUGAAGUAUGUAUGCAUAGAAUAUUCACUAAAGAGAAUGCCUAGCCAAUUAGAGAUGUACAAUGAAGACUCAAUGUAAAAAUAUUGGAGGUAGUUAAGGUUGAAAUCCUAAAGUGGUUGGAUGUUGGAAUCAUCCAUGCAUUUCUCAUAGCCCAUGGAUUAGCCCAAUUCAUGUUGGCCCAAAGAAAUUAGGCAUCAUGGUAUCGACAAAUGACAAAGGAAAGGAAAUUCAAACCCGUCACAAAUUGGAGGGUUUGUAUUGAUUACAAGAAGUUAAAUCAGGUUACUAUGGAUGAUUUUCCCUUGCCAUUUAUUGAUCAAAUAUUAUAACAAACUUGUUGGUCAAUGCUAUUUUUGUUUUUUGGAUAAAUAUUCUAGUUACAAUUAGGUAACAAUAUGUCUAGAAAAUUAGGAGAAGACUACCUUCACCUAUCCUUUUGGUAUGUACGCUUUCACUAGAAUGCCAUUCUGGCUAUGUAAUGCACCAGCCACCUUCCAACGAUGUAUGACUGCCAUGUUUUCCCCAUUAGUAGGAGAAUGUUUAGAAAUCUUUAUGGAUGAGUUUUCUGUAUUUGGUCAAACCUUUGAUAAUUGCUUAAUCAACCUGACCAAAGUUUUGCAGGUUUGUGUGAAAUAGAAACUCGUUUAAAGUUGAGAAAAGUCCCAUUUCAAUGGUAACUGAAGGUGUGGUGCUAGGCCAUAUAGUUAGUCAACAAAUAUUAGAAGUCAACAAGAUAAAAAUUUAGGUGAUACAAAAUCUGCCUCUUCCCACUUCUAUUUGUCAACUGCACUAGGCGUGUCCAUUUUUAUCAAUGAUUUAUUAUAGGAUUUAUCAAUUUAGCUAAACCUCUAACACAACUCCUAGUUAAGGACACUAAUUUUGUGAUAGAUGUUGUAGGGCAAUCAACUUUCCUAAAACUUAAGCAGGCUCUUAUUGAAGUGCCUAUCCUUAAAGGCCUAGAUUGGACUUACGCUUUGGAACUUAUGUGUAAUGUGUCUGAUUUUGCUAUAGGUGUUGUAUUGAGUCAACGAAUAGAUAAAAAACCAGUAGUAAUUUAUUAUGCAAGCAAAACUCUUGCUGAAGCACAAUUGAAUUAUACUGCUACUGAUUUUUUUUUUACUUAUUAUCAUUUUCACCCUAGAUAAAUUUUGAUCUUACCUUCUAGGAAAUAAAGUGAUUAUUUAUAUAGAUUAUUCUACAAUUAAAUUUCUUUUGGCUACGAAAGAAGCAAAAUCUAGAUUAAUAUGAUGGAUUCCUAUACUACAAGAGUUUGAUUUAGAUAUCAAAGACAAAAAAUGUAGUGAGAAUUAUGUAGUAGAUCAUUUGUCUAGAUAACGAGUUCAUGAUAAUAUACCUAUUUUAGAUUCUUUUUCUAACAAACAAUUGUUUAGUGUUAAUGCAUGCAAGAUGCCGUGGUAUGCUCAUAUUGUCAAUUAUCUAGUGACAGAACAAUUACCUACAGAAUAGUUUGUAAAUGUUAAACGUAAGUUUUUCAAUAACCUCAAAUUUUAUUUUUGAGAAGAAUCAGAACUUUUUAAUUUAAAUGCUGACCAAAUUUUUUACAAAUGUGUACUAGAAGAGGAGCAAUUUAACAUUCUAAUAAUGUGUCAUUCUUCUACUUGUGGAGGAUGUUUUGCCUCUAAAAAGACUGCUGCAAAAAUUUUACAGUGUGGUUUCUAUUGGCCAAUAAUUUUUUGUGAUGUUCAUGAGUUUUGUAGGAAAACAUCAUGUCAAGCUACAAUGAACAUCUCUAAGAGGAAUGUAAUGCCACUACAACCAAUCUUAGAAGUAGAAAAUUUUGA
This is a messenger RNA of Spirodela intermedia, 1953 nucleotides long. NCBI's taxonomy places the organism in Eukaryota, Viridiplantae, Streptophyta, Magnoliopsida, Alismatales, Araceae. The record is from the annotation of a GenBank genome assembly.